This is a messenger RNA of Oldenlandia corymbosa var. corymbosa, 1088 nucleotides long. NCBI's taxonomy places the organism in Eukaryota, Viridiplantae, Streptophyta, Magnoliopsida, Gentianales, Rubiaceae. The record is from the annotation of a GenBank genome assembly.
AUUAUUUUAUGAUAUAAAACGAAAUAUGUAUUAAAAUUGGACUAUUAGUGCUCCAACUUAUAGCAAUGGUAUAUCAAAGAAAAAAAAAAUUCUAAAUUUUCUUUAGCUAUAAAGCUCACUACCCUCCCAUCUAUAAAAAUAAAUCAGGGCGAACAAUGCUUUAGCCUUCAACCUUUUACCUUUUCUUUUUCCCCCAUUAUUAUUAUUUGUUUCCCCCCAACAUUAUGACAGCUUUAUUGACUAAUAAAGCUGCCUUAAAUGCUGCAUCCAUUUUCUUGUGUUUGGUUUGGCUCUACUUCAUUUAGUUUCAGGUGCUACAACUAAGGAGUACCAUUGGACAGUGGAAUACCAGGACAGGUCACCUGAUUGUGCUGGUAAAAGUUCUGUAAUAACUAUAAACGGCCAAUUUCCCGGUCCGACGAUCGAAGCCAAUGCCGGAGAUACCGUUGUUGUUUCACGUUACUAAUAAGCUUGAAAACGAAGGAACUGUUAUUCACUGGCUUGGUAUAACACAGAUUGGGACACCAUGGGCGGAUGGUACGGCAUUCAUCUCGCAAUGCCCUACUAAGUCAGGAGAAAGUUUUAUUUACGAUUUCAUUGUUCCCAAGGCUGGAACAUAUUUCUACCACGGACAUCUUGGAAUGCAAAGGUCAGCAGGGCUGUAUGGCUCUAUAAUAGUCGAUGAAGCUGAAGGCGAAAAAACAUCAUUCCAAUAUGAUGGGGAAUUCAAUCUAUUAUUAAGUGAUUGGUGGCACAAAAGCUCUAAAGAACAGGAAUAAAUCUUAUCUAGACCAAAGGGUUGGAUUGGUGAGCCCCAGAUAAGAAAGAUGAUCCAAAAGAAAAGCUUUUUUUUCUUAUUUGCCGUUUUGAAUUUGUGGAUAGGCUUCUACUGUAACUGUAGUCCCAUUAAAAAUAUCUUACCAAAACUCCUUGCUAGCACAAGUUGUAGGAACUUUUAUCUGUACCUGUAGUCCCUUUUGCUAAAUGAUUUUUGCUUGCCAUGACUUCAAUUCAUUAUAGAAAUUAAAAUGGAUAUUAACGAUUUGAAUAAAAACACUGCACAUCUUCAAAAUGACAUUUAGCAAGUC